This is a messenger RNA of Acytostelium subglobosum LB1, 831 nucleotides long. RefSeq lists its product as hypothetical. The transcript is spliced from 3 exons. NCBI's taxonomy places the organism in Eukaryota, Evosea, Eumycetozoa, Acytosteliales, Acytosteliaceae. The record is from RefSeq and is a predicted model, not a curated record. The coding region runs from base 1 to 831 and encodes 276 amino acids.
AUGGACAAUAACAAUAUAAACACAAGUUCCACAUCUGAUAAUGGUAAUAAUAAUAACAUUAAUGAUGGAAUUGGAGGAAUUGGUAGUGGAAGUGGAAUUGGAAGUGGAGGAAUUGGAGUUGGAGGUGUCAAUGGAGUUGGUGAUCCAACUGGAAGUGGAAAUGGCGGAGGAGGAGGCAACAAGAACAGUUUGAGAAUGGCGUUGAAGAACUUUAAACAAAGCUUUGUUGAGAUUGAAUCAAUAAUAUUAAAGUUACAACAACGUGAGAGAUCAUCGAUGGGUGGAGCCAAUCAACAACAACAAGACUGUGGCCAAGGAGAUGGAUUCCUCAACAAAAUGGUCGUCCAGAACAAUGCCAGGAGCCAAGAGUUGGCCCGAUCCAAUCAGAAGCAACAAGAGACCAUCGAUGACCUCCAAAAGAGACUGGAGUUGCAGGACCGCUACCUUGACGAAUACAAGAGUAACUUUAUUCGUAUCAAUGAGCAAGUCAAGCAGAUUGAGCAACAGUACAUGAACCUGAAGGAUAUAUUUACCAAUGUAUCAUCCUUGCAGAACAACUUGGAGAAGGAGCGUGCCGACCAUGUCAGGAUGAUCCAGGAGUUGCAACAUGCAUUGACCGAGUGUACCAAGGACAGACAAGUGCUUGUUGAUGACAAGGUAGCCUCAGAGAAGAGGAGUGAGAGCCAGGCAUCCAUGAUAGCUGACCGUGAUGAGGAGCUUAAAAGGAAUGCCGACAUGAUACAAGGCUACAGGGAGGACAUGCUACGCCUUGAGAAUGAGAAGAAGGAUCUGCUGGCUCUGGUGGAUGAGAGUGUUAGACAAAGAAUCUAA